Molecule: messenger RNA, 1413 nt
Organism: Anopheles aquasalis
Lineage: Eukaryota; Metazoa; Arthropoda; Insecta; Diptera; Culicidae
Biological process (GO): regulation of DNA-templated transcription
Molecular function (GO): DNA-binding transcription factor activity
Source: RefSeq, a predicted model, not a curated record
GGAUCGUCGACUCGUUUGAGGAGAGCAACAAAACUGGUGAAACAAUAAGCAAUGGCUGACUUCGAUGCUGCGGCCGCCCUUCUGCUUCUCAGUUCCGGUGGAUUGACGCCACAAACAAUAGAGAGCGAAAAGAACAAUAAUCGGAGAAGUGAUGGCGCCACCAAGGAAAACAUUAUUCCUCCUGGUCCAAUGCAUACACGUGGUUCGGCCAAUAAAGUGGCUGCGGCUCAGAAACAAAUGCCCUUGAUGAGCGCUUCCGGACGACAGCAGAGCGUCUUACAGAGAAAGGUCAUCGUACCGGAAGCGAACACGACAGCGACGCCAUUGCUGACCGUUAAACGCACGGGAUUGUAUACGCCAGAACGAGAAGCAGCAAUCGUGAAGCGAACCAGGACUCGCCUCAUCCUGCCGAAGAAAGAACAGCCGACGCUAUCACCCGGACAUAAUUCGCCCGAGAAGCUGCUGAGUCGAUGGGAUGAUAGUAGGACCUCAUCGCCAAUCAUUCCAACGAUCGCAGCGAUCGGUCAGCCUAUCGCUGCGAGCGGUUUUGAUCGAAACGAUGGCAGUGGCAGCGAUGGUGAACUGGAGCGUCUGCUGAACAAGAAAGCAUAUGCCAGUCCCGGAAUGCACGGAUUUGCGAUGCAGCUGAAUGCCGGCACGGAAAACCGCUACGACGACAGCUCACCGGAACCGCUUAUUAUCACCAGAAGCAUGAAAGUGGAGACUCCUGCUACCGACUCCAGCACCAUCAGUGGAAUCCACAAGGUGUUGUACGAUGAUGAAGGCGAUGGCCCUUCCGAUGCUGCCACUGUUUCCGCCCCGUCCGCCGCAGCUAGUGGAUCUCACAGUGAGCCAAACCUUCGCCCUGUCCGGAACUCGAUUGGUAUCGGUUUGGUGAAGGCGGAGGAGAAGGCACAACUUUCACCAUCCGAUUCUGGCAACUCUUCCAUUCACGACGAAAUACUGCAAUCCGGACUGAUCAUACAGGCGUGGACGAGGGGAUCCGACAUUAGCGCAGGACUUCCGGACAAUGUACAGAUAGAGCUGCAUAACAUUCUGCAGACAUCGCUGUACAACAAGGAGUGCUACACGAAGGAGAAAAUGGCGGAAUUCCCGAUGGAUGUUGGCUACCAUCCAAAUAAAUCGCGGCUUCGUAGAGAGUAUUUAAACGAUGCCGAGGCAGCGGAUCGCGCGAAGAAUAAUCUUGCCUCGCGCCGUUCUCGUCACAAGAAAAAGAUGGUCACGCAGCUGAUGAACAUCAGCCUGGAGUACGAUCGCCAGGAAAACCGCGAACUGUUCAUGCAGGAGCGCUGGCUGACGAAUUUGAUCUUCGAGCUGGAGGACAAGGCGCUACAGCAGGGUAUCGAUACGCAGGUGUUACGGAAACUACGAGCGGAUUGUGGCUUUCAGUGA